Hemibagrus wyckioides is the source of this 5740-nucleotide messenger RNA. RefSeq names its product sema domain, transmembrane domain (TM), and cytoplasmic domain, (semaphorin) 6E (gene sema6cb). Gene Ontology annotation, biological process: semaphorin-plexin signaling pathway; axon guidance; neural crest cell migration. The transcript has 22 exons. The record is from RefSeq and is a predicted model, not a curated record. NCBI's taxonomy places the organism in Eukaryota, Metazoa, Chordata, Actinopteri, Siluriformes, Bagridae. Bases 673 to 3846 code for a protein of 1057 amino acids. Gene Ontology annotation, molecular function: semaphorin receptor binding; chemorepellent activity.
AUCGAGUCGCUCGCUUGAGCGCAGUCUGCCUUCGCGUUGUAGGCGUGUGUGUGUAUAUACACUAACGUUUUCUGAACUAAAGAAAAGGAAAAAAUAUACAGAAAGCGCAUGGGAAAAAAACUCUGCCAAAUAACACCUUUGUAAAUUACGUGUUCGUUUUGCGGACAGGCUUCUUUCUCUGCACGGAGUCAGCUUUCAGCUUGGACAUCGCGGGAAAAACGAAGAGGAAACGGAGGUGAUGAAGUUGCAGCGGUGAAGGGACAGGAUGCCAGCUGGCACUGCUGUGUGGAUGAAGGGGAUCAGAGCGCAGUUUGAACAUACUGAGGAAUAUCACGACUUCCAGGAGAGAUCCAGUGUUUUAUCCAACGCAUUUCUCCUCCUCUGUGUCAUGUUCCUGAUGCUCUGCAGGAUCAUUGGAUGAACACUGAGAGGGUCCUGGCUGACCACCACUGAAGCUCUGGUCUUUGGGGUUGUCCCACCUCAUCCCCUGUCCCCAGCAUCCCGUAUCUGCACCAUCAUAUUCAUCUUCAGCACCAACGUUGCCUCGCUGAGAUCGUAGACAGGGAAGCAUCUCGUUUCUCGGUUGGAUUUUGCUGCCACCCAGGCACUGACAGUGGAAGGAAGUCUGCUGUGGGUCAUGCUGUGGGUCUGAGUGCUGUAGCUGGUGCUGAAAUGCGGUUGGUUUUGGGGUUGCGGCCCCUCCUGGCCCUGACCCUUAGCCUCACUGGCCUGCUACUGCUGUCCAAUGUUGCCACGCCCUUUCCCCAGGACCUGGAGCCAAUCAGCAUAGUCGGGAGUGAGCACUCCUACCUGUACCCUAGUUUCCAGGGCAACAUGUCAGAUAAUGACACGGCGAGGCUCGGUCUGGACUUCCAGAGAAUGUUGCGCAUAAACCACAUGCUGUACAUUGCUGCCAGGGAUCACGUCUUUGCCGUCAAUCUUGCUGCUUCGACUGAGCAAAUCGUCCCUCAGCAGAAACUGACAUGGAAGACAAAGGAUGUAGAGAAAUGCACAGUGAGGGGCAAGAACAGCGAUGAGUGCUACAACUACAUCAAAGUGCUGGUGCCUCGUAAUGAUGAAACACUGUUUGCAUGUGGGACCAACGCGUUCAACCCCACCUGUCGCAACUACAAGAUGGCUACUCUGGAGCAGGUUGGAGAGGAGGUGGUUGGUCAGGCGCGGUGCCCUUUCGAAUCACGCCAGUCUAAUGUUGGCCUGUUCGCUGGUGGUGAUUUUUACUCAGCAACGAUGACCGAUUUUUUAGCUAGCGACGCAGUAAUCUACAGAAGUUUGGGGGAAAGUAGCCCAGUCCUGCGAACCGUGAAGUACGACUCGAAAUGGCUGCGAGAGCCUCAUUUCCUUCAUGCCAUCGAGUAUGGGAACUAUGUGUACUUUUUCUUCAGUGAGAUUGCUGUGGAGUACACUACUCUUGGCAAGGUGGUGUUUUCCAGGGUGGGUCGAGUGUGUAAGAAUGAUAAUGGAGGUUCUCCAAGGGUUCUGGAGCGCUACUGGACCUCAUUCCUCAAAGCCCGGCUGAACUGUUCUGUUCCGGGUGAUUCGUUCUUCUACUUUGAUGUUCUGCAAUCCUUAACAAAUGUGAUGCAGAUUAACCACAGACCUGCUGUGCUGGGACUUUUCACCACACAGGCCAACAGUAUCACUGGCUCCGCCGUUUGCGCCUUCUACAUGGACGACAUCGAGCGAGUGUUUAGUGGCAAGUUUAAAGAACAGAAGACCAGCGAGUCGGCCUGGACCCCUGUUCCUGACGAGCAAGUGCCCAAACCCCGGCCAGGUUCCUGUGCAGGAGACGGUUCUGCAGCGAUGUACAAGUCCUCCACCUCCUUCCCCGAUGAGACUCUCACCUUCAUCAAAUCCUAUCCUCUCAUGGACGAGGCUGUACCAGCAGUGAACGGGCGGCCAUGCUUCACGAGAACUACGAGCAGGUUCAAGUUGACCCAGAUAGCCGUGGACACGGCCGCCGGGCCUUACAAGAACCACACGGUCCUGUUCCUGGGCUCGGAAAACGGGCACAUUCUGAAAAUCCUCGCCAGCACGCACCCUAACUCCACCUACAGCAGCCAGCUCCUGGAGGAUAUCGACGUGUACAACCCAAACAAAUGUAAUGUACGUGGGGAAGACAGGAGGAUUCUGGGACUGGAGCUGGAUAAGGACCAUCAUGCCCUGUUCGUGGCCUUCUCGAGCUGUGUGGUACGCGUGCCUCUGAGCCGGUGUGCUGACUACGGUACUUGCAAGAAGAGCUGUUUGUCCUCACGAGACCCGUACUGUAUCUGGCUGAAGACGGGGAGUUGUGUCACUGUGGCGCCAGGACUAAAGUCAGGGUUUGAGCAGGACGUGGAGACUGGCUACUCGCAGUAUCCUGACAGCUGCCACGAUGUCUUGGCAACUACACGAAAGCAGAACCCUGCCUUGGAUUCGGCGUACGGAAAGACCUCACCCACAAGCGCCAGCCCAACCAUUCAGGGACCAGCUCUGCCUAAAGGGCCAAGUGUCUCUGAGAAAGGUACCCGCCCUGCGGAGGGGGAGCGGGGAGGGCGGGGCUCCCCUGGCUUGGAGCCAAUCAAUGUGGAGAUGGAGGGAGUCCGUCGUCCUCCUGAAGUUGACAAGUCCAACCACAGUGUUCACUACACUCUGCUAAUAGCAUGUGUGCUGGUGGCAUUCGUCUUGGGUGCCUUCCUCUCUGGCUUCCUCGUCUCCUGUUACUGCAACUACAAUGUAAACAAGACUAAGAGGUUGGCAAAGGACCCCGAGGCUCCCAUCCCUCACGCUCUGUCUCUGCGUAGUCUAGCCAAGCUGAAUGGCCUUCUGGAAAACCAGGGCAAGGAUGAGAAGCUGGAGGUAACAUCUCCGAAGCUCUAUAACUCCUUCUUCCAAAAUGGGAAGGAUCAUUCAGGUCGGAGACAUGGCCACCAUGGUGUUAUGGCAGAGCUGAUCCAUCCUCAUCACCACCACUCCUCAGAGCUGUCCGGCCUUCCCACACCUGAUUCGACACCAGAACUGCCGAUCAAAAGCAUGAAGGCCUUCAAGAACCAGUGGGAGAAGAAUCAGAACUGUAACAAUGCCAAAGAGCCCAAGUCUCACAAUAUGGCAGGGUCCAGGCCCAGUUCUGGAAUUCCUCAACAGGUCUUUCCCUUUUCCCAUGGGCUGGCUAGCCGACAGUCUCUGGGUGGUCCUGUGCACCUGGAAGAGCGCAAGAUACACAAUGCAGAGCGCAUCCCAAGUCAGCCGCAGCACUGCUACCCACACAAGAUUGUGGAUGUGACCUCACUUGAUGAGCUUCUCAAGCAUAUCCAUGAGAUUAAUGUCACAACUGGGAAGGGUCCCUCCGUGCUUACCUCAUCCAUGUCAGCUAACUCAGGCCAGAUGGCAUUUGCAAACCGCGUCCAGCCACAGAUCCCUGAAACGGAGUCGGCUCCCUACUACAGCUCCUCCACGCUGCCCAGAGACAGCCUGACACGUCGCAUGGAUGUGCCACCGGAGAUGCCCUCUCAGCACCAAUCGACACUGGAGAGGGUUUCACGCCACAACUCCCAACGCCACUCUCUCAUGUCGGCCGGAGGAGCUGUUUGCCGAGAGCCAAGCUUUAGCCGUCGUUCUCACCAUCCUCCGCUUCUCGCCCGGGUCAACUCCACUGGCGGCUGCGAUGCACGUCACCCACUCAUACCCAAUGGCUACCUGACGCGCCAGCACAGCUACAGCGAGCAGCCCGAGCUCCAGCGCGGAGCCGUGGUCCGUCGCACAGCCUCACUGAAACCUGACGUCCCUCCCAAGCCACUCUUUAUCCCUGCCACCUCACCUGUAAAUCAGGCUGGGAAGUUCAACUACUGAGCUCCCGUGAACUCCUGACUUGCACUUCAGAGUGUGUAGACUGAAAAAUCUACACUUGUUCAUACAGCAAGACUAGACUCCAGUCAAGGUUGCUUAAUUCUGUCUAUGGGCAGCUUUUGAAUAAAAUGCUGCACAUCACCGAAAAAUGGAUUCAGUCAGGAGGAGAAAAACAAAAAAAAAACUGCAAUAGAACUGAUAAUGACUGCCCAUGUUGUCAACUUCACAUUUGACAUUUGAAGACUCUUUUUCUUUCUUUGUGCCUCAUGAAUAUUUGUACCAUAUUGGUAUUGCUCAGCUAUUUGCUUAUAGAAGGUGAGGAAGUAGAAGAGAAUGGAACAGUGCCCAUCUUGUUCUAGGCUGCCACUGUGUUGAGUGUUGCUUUUCAGUGUUCUCCUGAAUUCUUGGUUAUGGUGUUACUAAUUUUAAGGCUGAGACUAACCUAGGCUUGAGCCUUAUCCUGAUUCUGAUCCUGAUUCUGAUUCUGAUCUCUCCCGCAUUGAACUAUUUUGUUGAUGUGAUGGACUGUAUCAAUCCCAGUUCUAAACGUGUAUAUAUAUGCAUGUGUGUGUAUAUAUAUGUGUUUAUAUUUACACAGUAUAUGUAUGCAUAUACCUAAACAGUAUAUGUAUUCUGAUAAAAUGGAUGAUCACCUCUGAAAGUAGCUCUUUGCCUUAUUUUGACAGGUAAACCUGCAGUGGAAUUGCCCUUUCAUUAUGAUUUUUCCCUACAAAUACUAAAUCUCCUCAUAGAACACAUGAGCAAUAACAUACCCAGCUGUAUUAACCUAACUUUUGCAACAGCACUGCCCACCUUUAGAGUGUCCUAGUGGGGGAAAAAAUAAAUUAAUAUUCAAUUUCUUGCUAGGCCUGUUUACAAACGGGAUGAACUGAUCCCUAAUUUAGUGUUACGAAUAUAGAUGUAUGUUGAAGAAAUGUAAUCCAUCAGGCUCAUGAGGUUAUCCAAAGCGAUAUGUCUUUUAAGCUCUCCUAAAACACGAACACUAUGCUCUGGUUGCUCUGAUGCAGUUUAAGCCACGCUGCAGAUGAUUCAGUGUAAAUUUCCUUCUCAAAGACUGAGCUUAAACUGUGAAAACUGACCCCUCGUGACAGAAUGCCAACUUAACCCCUCUGAUCUGAACUUAUUCCUAUUUUCAUCAUGUUCAAAUGUGUUUUUAUCAUUAUUAACUCUGUAGCUGUUUGGUGUAAAUAUAAGAACAAUAACUAGCCAAAUUCUGUUUGUGUAAAUUUGUGCCUUAUUUAAUAUGGUAUGUUGCUACAGGGAGCGUGUAGGGGAAUGCAACGGAGAGAAGAGAGACGCUACUGUUAUCAUUUAAUUUGCCAUUUUUAAAAAGGAAAAAAAAAAAACUUUGGUGUCUGUAUGUGUCAUACAUAUAUAUACAUAUAGAAUAUUGUAGAUUUAUAUUUCUAUUUAGACACUUUUAAUAUUCCCUUACUGUGUGAAGCUGUUCCUUUUGGAUCUGCAGCUGCCUGGUUUUUAUAGUUCACCAGUUUGUUCCAGUCCUUUAUGUAUGUGUGCAUGUAAAGCAAUGCAUUGCACAAGAAAAAAAAAAAAAACAAACAAAAAAACUAAUUGCAGGAACAGUUGGUGUGAAGAUUUCAGAUUUUAAUUUAAUCCAAAGGAGCGAGUUUUCGUUCAGUGAUCAUUGGAUCUAGCCAAAAGCAAAAAGUGUGUGAACUUUUCUGAAACAUAACACUCAAAAUAGAAAAAGCAGCUGGUUGGGUUGUUACUGUGUGAAUGAAGUGUGUGUGUGUUUGCGUGUGUGUGUGAGUGUGUGGUGGCUGGUGUUCAAACACAUUUCUGUCUUUGCUCCACUGUUACACUGAACAGUUUUCUCUGGUUCCCAACUCGAGGAUCCCCCCCCACCCCACCCAAA